Molecule: messenger RNA, 900 nt
Organism: Gastrolobium bilobum
Lineage: Eukaryota; Viridiplantae; Streptophyta; Magnoliopsida; Fabales; Fabaceae
Product: basic leucine zipper 61-like
Exons: 4
Coding region: 1-900 (299 amino acids)
Biological process (GO): positive regulation of DNA-templated transcription
Cellular component (GO): nucleus
Molecular function (GO): DNA-binding transcription factor activity; DNA binding
Source: RefSeq, a predicted model, not a curated record
AUGGCACAGUUACCUCCAAAAAUACCACCACCAUCAAAUUUCACCUCCACCACCACUAGUGACAAACAACAAUUGCCAUCAUGGGUUGACGAGUUCCUCGACUUCUCGUCGUCACGACGGGGUUGUCACCGGAGAUCGGCGAGCGACUCGGUUGCCUUCCUCGAGGAAUGCCGAUUCUCCGAUGACGGUGCUGCGACGGCGAGGACCACUGCCCAUGCAUUCCACGGGUUAGAGGAUGACCAGCUCAUGUCCAUGUUCUGCGACGACAUUGCCUUGCCUCAAACGCCGUCGUCGCCAUCAGAGCAGAAUAGCAACAACAAUGAGAAGCCUAUGGCAUUGGACGUCGUCGUUUCCAUGCAAUACCUUAUUAAUCAGCCUAAAAAUGAGGCCUGCGAGAUGGAAAGCUCAUGCCAAAGUGACUCGGCGACGCCACCUUCCCCUACCCCAACAAGCACCGAAACUAUCCUAGAUCCCAAAAGAGUCAAAAGAGUUUUGGCUAACCGGCAAUCAGCUCAGAGGUCGAGGGUGAGAAAGCUACAAUACAUUUCUGAGCUUGAAAGGAGCGUCACAAGUUUGCAGUCGGAGGUAUCAGCAUUGUCGCCACGUGUAGCAUUCUUGGACCACCAACGUUUGAUUCUUAAUGUGGACAAUAGUACCUUGAAGCAACGGAUAGCUGCCUUAGCCCAAGACAAGCUUUUCAAAGAUGCUCGCCAAGAAGCAUUAAAGAAGGAAAUAGAUAGACUGAGGCAAAUCUAUCAUCAGCAAAACCAACAGAAGAUGGGAAACAUGGUCAAUAAUAAUGGCAAUUCUAUUCAUUCUCCAUCACCAUCACAGCCACAACCAUCAUUGCCACCCUUUUCUGCAUCAGCAGCUAACAACAUUUCAGCCCUUCGAAUGUAA